AUGAAAGUCAGAGGCCUCGUCGCUGCACUCAACAGCAAUGGCAAGUUCAAAUACAAGGCAGGCCUCCUUCGAUUUGAGCAGAGCCCAGAUUUCGAAGUUGAUAACCUUGUAAUCGGAGGUGGUGUCGUUGGGCUGGCCAUCGCCCGGCAGCUUGUCCGGAGGUUUCCAUCCAGUUCGACUUUCUUGGUGGAACGUCACGGCAGAGCGGGUGAAGAGACAAGUUCACGCAAUUCCGAAGUAAUUCAUGCAGGACUGUACUACCCUGCAGACUCGCUGAAGACCAGGCUGUGUCUACGUGGCAGGCAUCUCAUGUAUGCCUAUUGUCAGCAACAUAACAUUCCUCACAAGAAAGUAGGCAAGCUAGUAGUCGCGAAGGACUCGCAGCGUUCCUACAUUGAGGGCCUACACACGAAGGCCCAGAAAUUAGGCUGGCCGGCACAUUCACCGCUCCAUCUCAGUCGUACCCCAGUCUUGCCCACCGAGCUGAUGAGCGGCGAUUGGGCGCGCGAGCUAGAGCCAGAUCUGUCUAAAGACAUUAUCGCUGCACUUUGGAGCCCGGAGACGGGGAUUGUCGAUUCGCAUUCGCUCAUGGAGAACCUGGAGAAGGAUAUUAACGAGUCUGAUGGAGGGGAGCUCGCCUUUCAAACUCGGGUUGUCCGGGUUGAUCCCCACGAGCGUGGUUGGGUUGUGCAGACCGUAACAGACGAAGAAGAGGAGAGCGAUGCAGUGAUCGCUAGAACAUUGAUCAACUGUGCAGGGCUCUCGGCCAAUCUGAUUCUGAACGCUCUUCUCCCUGAAGAACGUCGCAUACCAAUGUACUACGGUCGCGGCUCGUAUGCAUCUUAUCAUGGACCAGGCGUAGAGAACGUCUCUCACCUGAUAUACCCAUGCCCAGAUACGGGACGCACUGCCCAUGGAUUCCAGUCAUUGGGCACACACCUUACCCUCGACUUGCAAGGCAAAAUUAGGUUCGGACCGGACCUCGACUGGCUCAACCCACCGUCUGCUAGCGACAGAGAACUCGUUGACGAUGCUGACCCGGACUUCUGGCAGAGGCAUCUCAUUCCAGACGAAACGAGGUUGCAGCUGAUGCACCAUGCUGUUCUCGACUACCUACCCGGGAUCAAGCUGGAGCGUCUGGAUCCGGACUAUUGCGGAGUCAGGCCCAAACUUGCUGGGCCACAAGGGGGCUUUAGGGACUUCGAGUUCCAAACUCACUAUCCGGAGACAUUCAUGGGAGGGAAUAAGGGUUCGGGUUCUGUCAAACGACCGAUGAUCACUUUACUUGGAAUCGAGAGCCCCGGGUUGACAUCAAGUCUUGCUAUCGCAGAAAACGUUGUAGACGAUAUGCUAGGCGGAGGCAAAAAUCACGCAGUGGAAUGA
Laetiporus sulphureus 93-53 is the source of this 1383-nucleotide messenger RNA. Its product is annotated as NAD dehydrogenase. Gene Ontology annotation, cellular component: mitochondrion. Gene Ontology annotation, molecular function: (S)-2-hydroxy-acid oxidase activity; (S)-2-hydroxyglutarate dehydrogenase activity. Lineage: Eukaryota; Fungi; Basidiomycota; Agaricomycetes; Polyporales; Laetiporaceae. The record is from RefSeq and is a predicted model, not a curated record. The transcript is spliced from 5 exons. The coding region runs from base 1 to 1383 and encodes 460 amino acids.